Messenger RNA from Scylla paramamosain (green mud crab), 735 nucleotides. RefSeq lists its product as uncharacterized. The transcript has 4 exons. Lineage: Eukaryota; Metazoa; Arthropoda; Malacostraca; Decapoda; Portunidae. The record is from RefSeq and is a predicted model, not a curated record. The annotation marks the transcript as partial.
AUGUGGGUGGUGGUGGUUGGGGGUGCGGGGGUGUGGAGUAGUAGUAGUAGUAGUAGUAGUAGUAGUAGUAGCAGUAGUAGUAGUAGUAGUAGUAGUAGUAGUAGUAGUAGUAGUAGUAGUAGUAGCAGUAGUAGUAGUAGUAGUAGUAGUAGUAGUAGUAGUAGUAGUAGUAGUAGUAAUGAUAGUAGUAGUAGUAGUAGUAGUAGUAGUAGUAGUAGUAGUGGUUGUAGCAGCAGCAGCAGCAGCAGCAGCAGCAGUAGUAGUAGUAGUAGUAGUAGUAGUAGUAGUAGUAGUAGUAGUAGUAGUAGUAGUAGUAGUAGUAGUAGCAGCAGCAGCAGCAGCAGCAGCAGCAGCAGCAGCAGCAGCAGCUGCUGCUGCUGCAGCAGCAGCAGCAGCAGCAGCAGUAGUAGUAGUAGUAGUAGUAGUAGUAGUAGUAGUACUAGUAAUAGCAGCAGCAGCAGCAGCAGCAGCAGCAGCAGUAGUAGUAGUAGCAGUAGUAGUAGUAGUAGUAGUAGUAGUAGUAGUAGUAGUAGUAGUAGUAGUAGUAGUAGCAGCAGCAGCAGCAGCAGCAGCAGCAGCAGCAGCAGCAGCAGCAGCAGCAGCAGCAGCAGCAGCAGCAGUAGUAGUAGUAGUAGUAGUAGUAGUAGUAGUAGCAGCAGCAGCAGCAGCAGCAGCAGCAGCAGCAGCAGCAGCAGCAGCAGCAGCAGCAGCAGCAGCAGCAGCAGCAGCGGAAGC